Fopius arisanus is the source of this 3758-nucleotide messenger RNA. RefSeq names its product Connector of kinase to AP-1 (gene Cka). Bases 428 to 2566 code for a protein of 712 amino acids. The transcript is spliced from 10 exons. NCBI's taxonomy places the organism in Eukaryota, Metazoa, Arthropoda, Insecta, Hymenoptera, Braconidae. Gene Ontology annotation, molecular function: protein binding. The record is from RefSeq and is a predicted model, not a curated record.
CUCCACACUUCAGUUCUCCCUCAACACAAACGGAUAAAGUAUCCUGCAAGCCCCUGUAUUAAUAGUGGUGGGUCCCUGUCGAUUGAAUUACCAUUAAAAAAAAAACGUCAAGUUUAUCGUGUCGCCUUGAGUGACUUGGAGUUGCUCCUGUGAAGUGUCAACAUCAUCCGAAAAGACUUGCGGAAAAAUUACUCCCUUGAAACAUUCCAAUUGUCAUAAAUAAAUUGAUUCUCCUGUGAAGGGGUGAACGAGUGAAGUACACCAGCGAGACAGUUGGAGAGGCAUAUUAAGCCGUAAGGGGUUUUAUAUAAAAAACAGAAAAAAGGGCUCUAGAGUAAUACACAUAUAACGGACUGCCUCUGGCGACAAAAUCCAGAGGGAGAGGGAAAGAAAGGCACAGUUGCUGUAAUGGCCGCCGUGUCAUGAAAUGAAGGUACCCAGCCAGUGUUGCGGUCCCAUAAUGGAGGAUAACUCCAGUUCAGUAUCGCAAAAUCACAACGGGCCAUUGUCGUCCGGUGCUAAUGUAUCAAUUGGCAACGAUAAACAUCAGAACAGUGAUAAUGCCAGUGGCAAUGGUGCCAAAGACCAAAAACCACAGUACUCGAUGCCUGGUAUUCUUCACUUUAUUCAACACGAGUGGGCCCGCUUUGAGCUUGACAGAUCACAGUGGGAACUCGACAGAGCUGAAUUUCAGGCUAGAAUAGCUUUCCUCCAGGGGGAAAGAAAGGCUCAGGAAAAUUUAAAGAAUGAUCUAGUGAGACGAAUAAAAAUGCUCGAGUACGCUCUAAAGCAGGAGAGGGCAAAGUAUCAUAUACUGAAGUAUGGGACAGAUUUGGUAAUACAGGAUGAUGGGAAACCACCACUUUAUGAGGAGUCGAACACUGGAGAUAAUUCGGAGGGCGGUGGUGGAGAUGGGGAAGCUCCUUUCUCAUCUGUCAGUAAUAUCACGUGGAGCCAGGGGCGGCGAUUAUUAAGAGACUAUUUGCAAGAAAUUGGAUACACCGACACAAUAAUUGAUGUGAGAUCAAACAGAGUGAGAUCAUUACUUGGAUUAAACAACAAUACAGACUCUGAUGAUAUGAAUACGCCGGCAUUGAAUGGUAACGGACCAACGAAAAAGCGUUAUUAUAUGUCCAGGGAUGGAGGGAGUGGAUCGACGCGGAAAGCAAAAAAGGCGGCUUCCCUCACCGAGGCAAUGAUCCUUGACACCGAGGCGUCUGUCAUGGCAAAUUUUGAAUUUCUGGCUCACACCGAUAUCGACAUGGAGGAGGAAGAGGGCGAAGUGGAGGACGAAUCGUACGAUACCGAUGCUGAGCCAAAACAAAAUAAGGCAUCCAUAAUGCUGGGGGAGGAUGUUGACGCUGAGGCAGAGGAAGUUUUGAACGAACUAAAUCUUAUUACGGAAACUGAAGACUCACACAUUAAUCAUCCCCACGAUAUUCCCAAAUAUACUGACACAAUGCGUGUGGAACGAGACCCUCAGCGCCCAGGGGAGGAGAGCGAUUCAGCUUUAGGACUGGGGGAAUUAGCCCAAUUAACUGUUAACAAUGAUGCUGAUGUCACAUACGAUAUGGCGGCAACAAAAGAAACGUAUAGAAAGACAUGGAAUGCGAAGUACACCCUGCGCUCUCACUUCGACUGCGUGAGAGCCCUUGUCUUCCAUCCAAAGGACCCAGUCCUCAUAACAGCGUCGGACGACCACACACUGAAGCUUUGGAAUCUGCAGAAGACAGUGCCAGCGAAAAAAUCAGCGUCUCUGGACGUCGAGCCCCUUUACACCUUCAGAUCCCACACAGGGCCAGUUUUAUGUUUAGGGAUGUGCAGCACUGGUAGUCGCUGUUACUCAGGUGGUCUCGACGGGAUGAUACACUGCUGGUCGGUGCCAGCUGGUAAUAUCGAUCCAUAUGAUUCAUAUGAGCCUGGUGUACUCAGCCAAUCGCUGACUGGUCAUACUGAUGCUGUCUGGGGACUCAGCAUGUUCCAUCCAAGAUCACAGUUGUUGUCGGCCAGUGCCGAUGGAACUGUCAAGCUCUGGAAUCCACCUAACAAAGUACCAUUGCUCAACACGUACUCUUCUGAACAAGAUGGAACUCCCACCUCGGUGGACUUCGUCAGAGACGAGUCUCAUAAAAUAGUUGUCGCUUACGACGGAGCUUGCGUGGUAUUCGACGCAGAGACUGGCUCAGUGGUAGCAAGACUUGAGGGUAGUGGUACCCGAGGUGUUAACCGUGUCGUUGCCCAUCCCAUCCAACCCCUGAUAAUAUCAGCGCACGAGGAUCGUCACAUAAGAUUUUAUGACCAUCGUUCAGCGACAUUGGCUCACGCUAUGGUAGCACACCUGGAUGCUGUAACUAGUCUUGCUGUUGAUCCUCAUGGUCUUUAUCUGCUCUCAGGCAGUCACGACUGCAGCAUAAGAUUAUGGAAUAUGGACAACAAGACUUGCGUUCAAGAAAUAACAGCACACCGCAAGAAAUUCGACGAGAGUAUUCUCGAUGUUGCGUUCCAUCCCUCGUUACCGUUCAUCGCCAGUGCUGGGGCUGACGCACUUGCCAAGGUAUUCGUGUGAGUGAUACAUCGGGAAAUUAAUAGAACGAUGCUAAAGCAACAUCAUUAAUUCAACGGAAUUAUUAAAAUUUUCAAGCUGUCGUAUAUGAGACUUUUAAUAGGAACACGGAUCAUUUGAAGCGGUUUUUGUACUCAUGUUCAUUCUUUUUUUUUCAUCUUUUUUUUAGAUAGUUUUACUUGUAUGUACUAUACACUUCCAGGAACCUUCUCCUUUGAAUGAUUUUAUUCAAUCCAUUUCCCCUCAUCUCCUCAUUUAUCGAUAGUUGAGAAGAUGCGGAAUAGAUGAAAAGUAAUAAAAAGAAGAAAUGUGGAAGAAACGUAAUUGUAUUUAAGUAUGGUCAGACAAAGCAGCAUAUUCAAAUACUCAUAUUAUUAUAGUGAGGCGAGUGAAAAAGGCAGGUAAAUGAAUUUUAAUGAAACAUUAUGAGGAUUUAAAGAGGAUUAUCUUGUAAUAUUGCAGAACGAAGAUAAAUCGAAUGAAUUUUCAUUCAAGUGCAAAUGCUAUUUGUUGAUAUAAUCGUCACUAAGUAGACGUAUUAAUCUGUCGGCAGAGUGAAACGGCUGAUCGACAUUGUAGUAUAUUACUUAUUAUAGUGAUGAGAAACCCGCCCCUUUCAUUGAUUAGAUCGUCAUAAAAAUCGUAAAGUGGUAUACAACAGGAAUAAGAUUGAGGAAAAGAAAACUAAAAAUAUUACGAAGACGUCAACACUCCUGAGGAGCAUUGAGGAAUCCAGGGGAGCACACUGCCGCGGUAGCAUAAUAUCUAUCCUUAUGUUAAUUAUUUAUUACCGAGUAUCACAGUUACUGUUGCACAGCUACUGGGGAUUAAAUUAACAAUCAUGAGGAAUUUCAAGAUCUACCCUCAAUUGUGCAAAAUCACAGCUGACCUGAACAAUUGUCCCAAUAAAAUCGAAUCACGAAUGAUGAAAAAGGAAACAAAAUAUAUAAACGCUAUUAGUCUCCCAUUACACCAUUUUUGUGCUGCCUCGCACAUUAUACCGAGGUCCAGCGUUAUGGUAAUUACAAUGAUUAAUUGAUAAUAAUAAAGCGUAAGGUAAUUAUUAAAGAAAAAAUGAAAAAAAAAAUAUGACAAAAAAACAUUACUUAGAAUAAUAAUUAAUAACAAUAAAUUAUAACUGUGUGUUUCACUGUAAUAUAUUGUAUUUAAAAAUAGAAGAAAACUGUGUAACUUA